Molecule: messenger RNA, 412 nt
Organism: Closterium sp. NIES-67
Lineage: Eukaryota; Viridiplantae; Streptophyta; Zygnematophyceae; Desmidiales; Closteriaceae
Source: the annotation of a GenBank genome assembly
AAUGAUUAAUGAUGGAGGCGAUGAGCACGGCACGGCACAGCACAAAACGGCACAGGCACAGGCACAGGGACACGGGAGGUAGCGCAGAGAGAUAUGGAGGGGCGGGGGGAAGAGGGAGGGAGAGGAUGGAGGUGGAAUGUGUUGGAGGAGGAGGAGGAGGAGGAGGAGGAGGAGGAGGAGGAGGAGGAGGAGGAGGAGGAGGAGGAGGAGGAGGAGGAGGAGGAGGAGGAGGAGGAGGAAGGGAGGGAAGGCAGGGCAGAGCUUCUGAGUGGACUCCAAAGCAUAUGCUGCAGGAGGAAGAGAAGGAGGGGAAGGCAGGGAAGUGCAACGGCACACAAGCAAGAGCAAGAGCAAGCGAAAGAGCAACUCCAGCAAUGGGCGUGGGGUAGGUGAGUAGCACAGCACUGACCAA